Lolium perenne is the source of this 1567-nucleotide messenger RNA. NCBI's taxonomy places the organism in Eukaryota, Viridiplantae, Streptophyta, Magnoliopsida, Poales, Poaceae. The record is from RefSeq and is a predicted model, not a curated record.
AUGAGUGACCGCGACCAUUUGUGGAUGAGGAGGCUCUUUCUCGUGCUCACCAUCACCGUCCUCGGCCUGGUGUGCCUUCCAAUGGCGGAGCCCGCGCGCUCUACUCCGUGGGACCCGCCUGUAAGGCAGCACAAAGGUGGCCUCUCUGCUUGCCGCUGCAGACCAGUAGACAGUAGUACACCGCGCCGCCGCACGUUCACCAUUGCCCACUGCGAUGAAUGCGGAGGGCAUGACGGGCGCCGUCACCGAGACCUGGCCGCCCUCUCCACGCGGCUCCUGAUCCACCUCGGCAGCGACAAAGCCAACCUGGCCCUCUCACCGCCGCUGUCCUUUCACUCCGUCCUGGUGCUUCUGGCCGCCGGUGCCACGGGAGCCACCCUCGACCAGAUCGUCUCCUUCUUGGGCCCGUCGACGGGCGGCACGGCGCAUGCAUCCCUCGCCUCCCAUGUAGCCUCCGGUAUCCUCACCGGAGAAACGGGCGCGGAGCCCGACGUACGGAUCGCGGUAGGCGUUUGGGUGGACUCCUCGUUCCGGCUUAGGCCUGCCUUUGCAGACAAGGCCGCCUCCCAGUACAAGGCCGCGGGUCGACCCAUGCCUUUCCAAGAAAAGACUGAGGAGGCGAGAGUCGAGAUCAAUCGGUGGUUCGAGGACAAGACGGGCGGCCUCAUCAAAGACCUCAUGCCCAACGACCACCUCAGCAGCGACACCAUACUCGUCAUCGGCAACGCGCUCUCCCUGAGAGGCACAUGGCUCGACCCCUUCGACCGGGACGACACGGUGGACGGCGACUUCUUCUUGCCCGACGAGAGCAGUCCUGUGCGCGUGCCGUUCAUGACGAGCACAAACAGCCAACGCAUCAGCUCCCAUCCCGGCUUCAAAGUCCUGCAGCUGCCCUACGAGUGCAGCGGCAACCACCGGUUCAGCAUGCACAUCUACCUCCCCGACGACCGUGACGGCUUACAGGCUUUGGUCCGCGAGCUCAGCUCCGACACGGCCGGGCUCCUAGACCGCUGCGUCCCUCAACAGGCUGUCAUGGUGGGGGACUUCAGGAUCCCCAAGUUCAAGGCGUCCUUCAAGAUAGAGGCGUCGGACCUUCUGAAGAAUCUGGGGCUGGAGCGCCCGUUCCACUUUUCGUAUGACUUCGCGGAGAUGGUUGACUGCUCCGAGCCUCUCACGGUGGGCAGCGUGCUUCACCAGUGUGUCGUUGAGGUCGACGAGGAUGGGACCAUGGCCGCUGCGUCGACCGAAGCUGAUGUGAUAAUGGGGUGCUCCAUCGAGGGGGAGGAGCCUGAAGCUGUCGACUUCGUGGCGGACCACCCGUUCUUGUUCCUCGUCACGGAGGACCGGAGUGGUAUACUGCUUUUUGCAGGGCAAGUCGUCAAUCCUCUGCUCUAGUUCUGCUGCCUAGAGAAUCCAUGAGUGCUAGUGGUAGCCGUAUUCUCUCCGGUAGCGCGAGUGGAUUAAUAACAACGAAAGAUUAUUUUGUCCUCCAGGGAAAAAAUCAUUUAAUUGUUGCUGUCAACAACUUUGUUUGAUCCAUAAAUCAGCACCAGGGCUUAUCAUGGUU